This is a messenger RNA of Petromyzon marinus (sea lamprey), 3856 nucleotides long. Lineage: Eukaryota; Metazoa; Chordata; Hyperoartia; Petromyzontiformes; Petromyzontidae. The record is from RefSeq and is a predicted model, not a curated record.
AUGCUGUCAAACUUGACGUUCUUAAUGUGAAUAAAAUGCCCCAGAAAAAAUAAUAUAAAAUUGAAUAAAACAUGUGUCUGUAGUAACCAUUGGCUAUAAGGAGUUUACAAAAUAGAUAUUUUAAUAUUUUAUAUUAAGAAAACUAAAUAGGCCAAUAAAAAUAAUAUGGUUAUUAUUACGUGUGUGUGUGUUUGACUUAUACAGAUGCAGAGUCAGCUUUAUUGUCUGCACCUCGUUCUCCUACUAAUGACCCAGUCCUCUCAGUGUCAGGUAAGGUGAACAUGGUCAGCUACCAAGGUAGUAAAAAACUAAUUAAGUUUUGGAUUGUCUAAUUUUUUUCUUGUGUUGUAUAGUUAUAUGUUUCAUAUAAUAUUAUUCAACAAUGCAGUUAAGAAAAUAUUAAUUCUAAGCUGUAACUUGUUGGUGACUGGGGGACAAAAAUGAUUUUGCUAUCCUAACCCCACAGAAACAAGAGAGAGACAGAGAGUUUUGCCAGGAAAGAGUGUGGAAGUUGAGGAAGCGGUGAGAAUAGUAGAAUAUGAGAGCACAGAGGGAGCCCUAAGUGUAAAGGAAGAUAACAGAAGAGAGGAAGAUGAGAGAACAGGGGAAGCCAUGAGAGCAGACUCAGAGGAAGAUGAGAGAACAGGGGAAGCCAUGAGAGCAAACUCAGAGGAAGAUGAGAGAACAGGGGAAGCCAUGAGAGCAGACUCAGAGGAAGAUGAGAGAACAGGGGAAGCCAUGAGAGCAGACUCAGAGGAAGAUGAGAGAACAGGGGAAGCCAUGAGAGCAGACUCAGAGGAAGAUGAGAGAACAGGGGAAGCCAUGAGAGCAGACUCAGAGGAAGAUGAAGAAGAGACUGUUGUGUCAAAUGAUCCUGGUUUGUGGCCAGCAAAAAUUAGCAAUGCAGACAGAGAAAAAAUUGUGGAAAAAAUAGCUUUUUCUAAAGAUAAAGAACAAGAAAUGCCACGUGAUUCAAAAGGUAAAGCCUUCCCCGAAUACCUCAACUACACAAAGUCAGGAAAUUGCAGGGAAAAGAUUAAGCGAGACUGGGUCAUUUACAGACAAAGCACAAAUGCACUAUUUUGUAUUCCUUGUGUAUUAUUUGGUCAUGAGCUAAAGAAACCUUGUAUGAGCACACUAAGCAGUCAACAUGGUUAUAAAAUCAAAGACAUAACAUGGCGUCGAAUGUAUGAUAAAUUCCCUAACCACAAAAGCAGCAAAGCACACAGGGAGUGCUACUUAAAAUGGAAAACCUUACAACAGUCUGUAAUGGCAGCUGUCCCUGGGGGAAUAGACAGCAAGCUGAAGAAGCUCAUACAAACAGAAAUAGACAAAAAUAGAGCUAUUCUGAAGAGGAUACUAGAUGUAACCUUGUUCUUGGCCUCUCGAAAUGUACCCUUUCGGGGUAAAACAAAAGACUUGGGGGACAUUCAUAAUGGCAACUUCUUGGGCACCCUUGAGCUCCUGUCCCAUUAUGACCCACUACUCAACGAACAUCUAGAAAAAGUCAGAGACAAAAAAACAGGAACAAGAUUGACAUACUAUUUAAGCUCAGAUAUUCAGAACUAAUUUAUGGAGUUAUGUGGAAAACGAGUGUUAAGUAGUAUUCUUAAGGAACGGGAGGAAUCAGUCUAUUAUUCAGUCAUUUGCGAUGCUACUCCUGAUAUUUCACAUACAGAGAAAAAUGUGUUACUCUUACGAUAUGUAGGUUUUGAUCAAGAAAACAAAAAAUGGGAGGUUGUUGAAAGGUUUUUGGAGUUUAAAGAUUUUCACAAAAAAACGGGAAGCGAGAUUGCAGACAUGAUUGUAAAUGUGCUUAACAGUCAUGGCAUAGAUCUGAAUGACUGCAGGGGCCAAGGCUAUGGUAAUGGGGCAAACAUGUCUAGAAAAAUCAAGGGGGUUCAAGCCCAAUUAUUAAAAAAUAAUAAGCUGCCUAUUUUUCCCCUUGUGCAUCUCAUACUCUGAACCUUGUUGGUGUGCAUGCAGCUCAAUCAAGUCCAGAGGUUACCAACUUUUUUGGCUUUGUCAAUCGCCUUUAUGCACUUGUUAGUGCCAGCCCAGAGCGAUGGGCCAUCUAUAAGGCAAAAACGGGUUGCACUUUACAUCGUCUGUCAGACACUCGGUGGAGUGCAAGGGUUAAGGCUGUUCAACCUAUAUCCAAGCACCUGCCCAGUGUCCUAGAAGCUCUUGAUGCCAUCCUCUCAACCUGCAGUCUGACACCAGAGGCUCGGUCUGAAGCCAGCGGCCUAAAAAAGUAUUUCGAAACUUUUGAUACUGUUUUUCUGUUGACUGUUUGGGUCAAAGUUUUGCAAGCCAUUGACAAAAGGAAUAUUAUUCUCCAGUCAGGGAAAUUAACUCUUGAGACAGAGGCAGAAAAUAUCAGAGCAUUGCAGGAGGAGAUGCAUCAUCUGAGGGAUGAAUGGGAGAGUUUAUUUUCUGAAGCAUCACUUGUUGCCCAACAGAUGAGCAUUAACCCUCUGUUCAGGUCAGGAUUCAGCCGCCAGAGGAAAAGAAAACGGUUUCACGAUGAGACAGAGGUAGAGGGAGCAAGGGAGCACAGUGCAGACAUCAUAUUCAGAAACACUGUGUUUCUUCCCAUGAUGGACCACAUAAUCAAUGACUUAAGUACCAGGUUUGCCACAACAGCUGAGAUCUUGGAUCAGUUUUCUGUAGUUGUAAAAAUGGGUCAGUUACGUGAUGAUCAAAUCCAUUCUGUAUGCCAGCCAUUCAUUUCAAAAUACAACACUGAUCUGACUUGUGAAUUUUAAGAUGAAGUCAGACACCUCAACUCUGUAUAUAGGGCCACUUUCCCAGGGUGUCUGUCACCAAUUUAUCUGCUCAACAGCAUUUACAAGAUGCAGCUGCAGAGUAUUUUUGGGCAGGUCUGCAUAGUUUUGCGAAUAUUUUGACCGUUGCUGGUGGCGAGAGAGCAUUCAGUAAGCUGAAACUGAUAAAAAAAAAUAUCUGAGGUCUGCUAUGUUGCAGGAUAGACUUUGUCACCUUGCCAUACUAUCCAUUGAAAGCAAACUGGCAAGAAAGCUGAACUUUGAUGAUUUGAUACAUGAUUUUGCCAGCAGAAAGGCACGCCGCUGGGCCAUUAUAAAGUGAUGUUGAACAUAACUUUGUUAGACCUGGAUAACAAACAGUUGAUGUCUGGUUCAGUACUUGUUUAGUCCUGGACUGGUUUAGGCCUGGCAUUACUCCUGGUGUGUCUUCAUUUUGAGCCCUUUUGGCCUAGCUAGUUUUAUUCCUGGACUGAUUUAAUUAUGGGUUAGUUCUAGCUGAUGUUUCCUGAUUGAGCAGUUUGACCCAGCUAAAGCUUGUUCAUGUAAAGUAUAUGUCAAUAUGUGUACAUUAUGUUCUGUUGUGCUUGGAAUUGAGAUAAUAAAUGUUCUCCCUUUUAUGUAAACAAGUACAUAUUUCUAUAUUUUUUUUCUUGUUUUUGUAGGCUUUGUACUCAUCUUUAGACAUUUUAACUAUGCAAUGUGCUAAGUAUCUUUUUUAAAGUAUACUGGGCAUGUUUAUUGGGUUAAAUUUUAUCUGUAAAAAAUGUAGGGGGCCCAGAAAUUUUGGUUUACAUAGGGCCCAGAAUUUCUGGCGGCACCCCUGCCUACCAGUAUAACUCUCAGUGACGCCACUGCGUCGUCUGUGACGACUCACGUGGGGGAGCGUCAACAUUGUCGUCACGCGUCACUCCGGCGACGUCACUAGUAGAACGCACCUGGAAAGUCACUUUUAGCGUUACACUCACCUUACGAAACUUUAGUCGCAGCGGUUUAUUUAUGUGGCCAACAAAAGUGAAUUACAUUACUUGACAGCCCAGGCCACUCAUUGUAUUCAUAUGGUCUGGGGUCAU